GCCAAAAAGACCCUCAGCCAUAUUCUGGUUUCAAUUCAGAAAGAGCUGUCAAAAUCUGACCAAACGGUGACUGCGCUUUCACAAAUAGAGAAUGUGGUUGGAAUGAUGCUGAAGGAUGUUGAAAGGGUAAGCAGUGAAUGUGGUGAGGAACUGAUCUAUCAAGCGCCACAGCGUUCUUCCUCCUCGUUGUCAUCCUCAUCUGCCAGAUCAAAGAAGUCAGAGUGGGAAUUUUCACUCCCUGGCACUCCCAUCUCUUCUGAUUUACCAGAGAGUAUUACUCAGCCCAUUGUGAGAUGCUCAGUCAUCGACAUGGGCAAAUCUACUAAGCCAAAAACAUUGGUGUGUGAUGCCAGGGAAAGCAUGUCUGCAAUAGUGGAUACCAUCAUAAAGGAGGUACAUCCAGAGGAAGAAGGGGAGGUUGCAUUCCACCCUGAUCUAACAGCUGCAAUAGCAAGACUGGAGGAGCUCAUAUCUCAGGGUAGGAUUGGUGCUCUCUCACGUGAUCUUACUCACCAAGUCAACCGCAUCAUUUCUGAGAGCAACUUGACCCCUCUGGUUCUGACAGUGGCGGCUGGAAAGAGUGCAUCCGAUACAGUCCUUACUGAGCUGAAGAGGAAUGACAAGACGGUGGGGAAGCCCACAGCUUACAAGCUGGUUCAGCUUUUUGCAGAGGAGUCUGUGAAGCGCCUCUUGCUUCCUAGCCUUGUGCCCUCUACAGCUUCAAUGAGUUUGGCUCAGGGAGUUAGUGUGCCGGCUAGCGUAUCUGAAGAUAGGAUUUCAUGUUCUUUUUCUACAUCAGCAUUUAGUGACACAGUCAGCCUGUUUACCAAAGUAAUGGUAAGCCAGGUCAUGGACUCUGUGGUUUCUGAUGCACAAAGCAGAGGGUCAUCUCCAACCGGAACUGUAACUGAUAUAGGCAGUCUACUGAGUGGUAAGUCCUACCCUCUGCCAUCUUUCUCCGCCAUCAGCAUGACAACAAGUGGGACCUCCAAUGCUGCACGAGGCUUUGAGGCCAACAUAGAUGCUGAGGAAAGGGAUACCAUCAGUUGUUUCGGUGUACCUCAGAGCAUUGUUUGUGAUCAGAAUUCAACCAGCCCGGAUGUUGCUUCGCUUUCAACCCCAUCCACUGACAACUUAGUCGGUGAUGAUGACUUCACCGGCCUCAUCAGCAUGUUAGUGGUGAGACUUCUGUCAAAAAUCCAAACCCAAACUGAUCUGUACCCAACUGACGUCACACGCACGUCACAAGACCUGAUUCCAAAAGUUAUAGCUGCCUUCUGUGCAUGGUCAGGCUGCUCUGAGACCCAAGCUUAUCCCAAGAACCUGAAGAGUCACAAAGUAUACAGCACCGUCUACAAACAUCUGUUGAAGGAGUUUGGCUCAGAGAAAAUACUCCAACUGGCCGUGUCGACUCAGGACUCCACUUUCAAUAGGAUUCUUGUGAAGUCAUUGAGCAAGGAGCUUCUCCACAGUUAUAACGAGGCAUCAAGAGCAGCCUCAAGAACAUCUUUCGAAGCCACCAGGCCAGAUGCUCUUCUCAUGGCUGAAGAUGUGAAGGCUACCAGAGGGAAGCUGUCUUUCCUACAAAGGCUUGCCAGACUGAAAUUCAACUUAAAGCCAUUCAUGAUGGGAAACAAGAAGGAUUCCAAUAAGAAUUCCCGUCAUUCUGAAUCCAAAGACCAGACUACUGCUGAAGAUAUCAUGUUGGCACAUCCUGCCACAUUUGGACUCCCAGAGGGUCUUCCCUCCACCUCUCAACAGGAGAAGCCUCGCAAAAGUCACCUUCUAAUCAGGAUGUUUUCCACCAUCUCCAUAGGCCUAUCCAAGCCAUUCAAACGGUUUUCAAACUUUUACCUUCGACAUCAACAAGCGACGCACGGGCUGGUCCUGCAGACUCCCACGCCCAUGGCCCAGGAGAAGGCUGGGGGCCACCUGCUCACUCACGUCCCAGCCAUCUCCUUUGAGACCGACUCUACUGUGGAGUGCACCUCCAAGAGGACUCCGGAAGAGAGGGAACGGGUGAAGGUUAAACUGGCCAACAUGGCCUUGAUGGGAAGGAUCAAAAGUCCUGGCUGUGAAAUGCCCAUUAUGUGUGAUUAUCGAAUUGAUCAUUUUCCACUUUUGAAACAACAAUGGGAAAGACAGGGUUUAUAGCAAAAGGUUGCUCAGAUUGGGCUUUUGGAAAAAUUGGGAGAAUGAAAGUGCACUCCUGAUUCAGAGAGAAAGAUCCAGCUUAAUCAUCCAUACCAUUGUUUAAAUUACAAUAAAAAAACAUUCAAACUGUUCCUGAGUUUUGAAAGACAGAGAAAGGAAAACAUCAUUAUCUUCAGUCUGUUCACACCUGUUCACACAAGUCCUACUGUCCACAAUCUCAGGGAUCUUCAAUACGAACACACCUGUUUCAGAAAACCUGAUCACUUUCACAUUCGAACAAUGUUUGUAGGAUACUUUUCAAUAACUCAAUAAAUGUAAGUGUUGAAACCAUACAUAGCUGGUAACUUGAGCUCGUCAGAGUAGUUUUGACCUGUGUCCAGAUGCAGUCAUUUAUGUUGUCUAAAGGCAAUUUGUCUCUUAUAACAAUGUUAUUUUUCUGAAUAAUCUAAUUUAAUUGACUGGUAGGUAGUCACUAACUAUUUGUAGCAUGUGUUCCUCUGUUUAUUGAUAUUUACAUGGUG
Molecule: messenger RNA, 2675 nt
Organism: Oncorhynchus mykiss (rainbow trout)
Lineage: Eukaryota; Metazoa; Chordata; Actinopteri; Salmoniformes; Salmonidae
Source: RefSeq, a predicted model, not a curated record